CUCUCAGUGCAUGGAAUGAGACAAGACGAUGGGUGUCUGACAAGGAGUCCUCUAAAAAACUCUCAAAGGUUCAGAACAAACGCAGUAGGGUCGCCGAGCCCAGAGUUCCUUACAAAAGUCCUGAUGAAGAAGAAAGGCGAGGAGUUUCUUCCCGGUGACCUGGUGUUUGCCGAGUUUCCUGGUUACAGCUGGCCAGCUCUUGUUACUCAAGUCGGAGCAAAGACACUAGAAGUUGUGACAUUAAUCCUGGAACAGGAUGAGCUGAUUGAUAAAAACAGUGCUGUAAUAUUUCAAGGGGUGGAGCAACUUAAACAGAUCAUGAGUGUUUUAACUCCUGGUGAACAACAAGAUUUCUCUGAGGCAUCCAACUCUUUGUUGGAACUGAGCUUAAAGUCAAGACAGGAGCGCCUGGAUAUCAUAAAGACUGGGAGAAUUAGUUCAGACGAAGGGGAAAGUAGCAAGGAAAAUGAAGUUAUUAUAGCUGAUAAAGAAGCUUCUGUCCCUGAGAGUCCACCCAAGGAAUCGCCUAAAAAAGAUUCUAAUGUAGUCAAAGAGGUUAAGAAAUUAUCCUGUGACAUAGAUGACAUAACACUACCAUUAGUUGGUAGUCGUCUUGAUAAAAUCAUCGAUCAUCCAAGGACGAAACUCACCCUUGAAGUAGGUAUUCCUAAUUUUGGUACUUUGGAUCCUCCUGCCCGUGUUAUUGUUUGUGAUGCUCCUGCCAGUUCUGAAGGCGAGUCCGAGAUUGAGGUAAAAUUACCGAUAAGUCCUGAAAAUGUGACUCCUACUGAGAAUGGUACUUCACCUUCUAAAAGAAAAAAGCUUCAAGUGAAGCAACAGAGAGACGAGGAUUACAUCACUAAUGCUGUGAAACUGACUAACAAGCUGUUUGAGAGUGGUGGUCAGUCCGUCGAGCUGACUCCUGGACAUCACCUUUCUUAUGACAGUCUCAAGAUCGCCAGGGAAAGAGCUAUGAUGAUUGCUGGGUGUGCUAGUCCUACCAAUGCUCGGACAAGAAGAAAAUCGUCGUCAAAAUCCAAUGAAGCUGUCGUGACUUCUCCUGAAGAUCUUGCUUCUAAAGCUCAUGCAGAGCAUUUAAAAGCAACUAGAGCUGCUCAAAAGAAGGCUUUAAAAUCUAUUGGAAAACCCCUUGAAAUUGUACAGACAACUGCUAAAAAUCCUUCUCGGAGGCCUGGUAGGAAGUCUUCCACUAAUGCCAAUGGAACUGAUGGUAUCAGCAAUGUUCUUACCAAGAUAGCUGCCGAAAUUGCAUUUCAAGAGGCUGCAGAAAAGUUGGUAGUCAGUUCUGAGAAGAUUGCCAAUAAUGUCAUUGAUCCUGGGAGAGCUCUCCAAGCAGCUGCAACAGAGGCUGCCCAAGAAUUGGUCUCUCAUCAACCUGAGAACCAUAGCCCUAUAAAAUCACCUGUUAGGAAAAGAAGGCAUAGUAAAAGAAAGUCUUGUGAACUCAACAUCAGCUUGGGGGAAAUUAUAGUGAACAGUGAUUCUCUUAUGGAAAUACAGAAAGCUCUUUCUCCUCAAAAAGUAGUUACUCCCAGUGCUCUUACGCAAGCUGAGAAGGAAAGGGCGGAGAAAAUCAAUGCCGAAAGGUGUGAAAAUUUGAAGAAAGCAAGAGAAGUUAAGCUGAAGAAGAUAAAAGAAGCUAAACUGAAUUCGGAGCGAACCCCAGUCAAAAGUCCUGCAAGAAGUUCAGCCAGAACGUCAUCUAAAAGUCCUUCAAAUAAUUCACAGAAAGAUUCUACACCUAUAUCAGCUAAACUAAAUAGUGAGCCAGAGAAAUCGAAGGAACAAGUAGGACCCUCAAGAAAUCCAAACCGAAGGAAGACUAAACAAAUUAUAGAGCAUGAAGAAAUUGAUAGAAUGCCACAGUUAUUAGGAACUGCCCAAGAAAUAGAAGUAACUAAAGGUACAGGUAAAAUUCGACCCAAGUCUGCUACUGAAAGUCCAUCUAACAGUUCAGCUAAAUUGGCUGAUGAGGGAUGCUCAUUAGCUGAUGUGAUCCCUGAACAAGAAACUUCUAAAAAGACGGCAACUAAUUCCAGACGGAAAAGCAAAAGAGUUGUAAACCCUAAGCAAGCUUAUCUUGACCAAGAAGUUAUUCUUGCAAAGGAAAUUAGAUCAUCUCGAAGAAACAAAGAAACUACCAUCCCUAACAACUGUGUUGUGCAGAAUGAACAAGAUUUAGAGUUAGUCUCUUCUGAAGAAGGAAGUCGAUCUGAUUCUUUAGACAAGGAAAGUCAAUCUUUAAGUGCAAUCAAACCUUCUCCUGUGGAUGAACCAAAUAGCUCAGAUGUUGAUGUCAUCAGUUUUCUAUGCCCAUACUAUUUGAAUUUGUUUACAAAUGUGAUAAAACAUAAAAUAGAAAACCAGAUAAAGCUAGAUUUAGAGAAACUGCCCCAGGAGGAACAGCAAUUGAUCCUAAAACUGGUUAAAGGUACCAAUUCAGCUACAAAGAAACAAGCAUAUGACAUUAUAUCAAAACUUGUGAAGACCUCUCCAUGUCAGAAUCUACUGACGUCAAAUCUUCCAGAAGUUGGGCCAGAUACACCUCCUGCAUCACCUAAGACCGAUCCACAAAGGGUCAGUAACAAAGUUAUACCUCAAACCAGGAAACGAAACGCAAACUCAAAUUCUCAAGAUAUUUUGCACAACCCUUUCCCCGUUGAGAUAAAUGAGUUGACUGAUAAGGCUAGAAAGAAGUAUAUGGAGUCAGGUGGUAUAUCUAAAAAGACCAUUCCAAGAACAUGGUCUCAGUAUUUGAAAAACAAUGGCAGGUUUACAACAGAGCAAUCCAAAUUAAACAGCUUUCCUGACGAGUCAAAAUCUGUUUCGACCAGCAAUAUAAAAGUAUCAAAUAAGCGUAAAAAGACAGAUCCUCCACAGUCAACUAAAAAAGAAAACAAUGUUGAUAUCCCUUGUGAUCAUAAGAUGAUGGCUCUGCUCCUAUACGUCAAAGAUAUUCAAAUAACCUUGCCAGAGCCCCUAAAAUUGAAACACUCAGAAGUAAAAUGGACAGAUCUCAAUCCUGAAUCUCAGUUAAAAUACAUUGAAUUAUGUGAGAAGUUAAAUGGAUUAUCAGCCGAGGACAGAACAUUGGAAUGUACUGCUCUGGACUUAUUCGUCAAAUCUUCCUCAAAUAUCUCCCGUUUAAACUGGCUCUCUUUAAAUCCAACCAAGCACAAGAAAUUCUUGAAAGAUGCUAAAAAUGUGACAAAGAAAAUGGCUGUAAGUUUGGCAGAAACUCAAGAGUUCAGUGAAAAGUUAGUCGCAAAACUGAUGAGCACUGAAUCUAGAAAAAGGAAAAGGGAAUCCCAGCCUAUUGAUACUGAUUCAGAACCUAGUAGCAAAAAGGAGAAAGCUGAUGAUACUCUUCUAGAUUUCUUCUGUCUGGAUUGCUUCACUAUAGAUUAUAAUCCGAAGCUUUAUACCACUUGUCAUGGAUGCCACGGAUCUUUCCAUAGAACAUGUUUACAAUCUCAAUCAGACCCCUCAAAUCAAAAGCAAGAUCAAAAACAGAGGUAUUACUGUAAAGAAUGUCAGGAAGGCCCUGUGUGUUUACUGUGUAGAAAAGGAAACAAUCUCAAGUCCUGCUCUCAAUGUCCUUACAAAUAUCACGAAUCUUGUGUUAGACCUCACAUGUCAACACAGAUCGUAUCCUCAACAAGUUUUAUCUGUCCGUACCACGUUUGUGGGUCAUGUGAAGCUCGUCCUGAACUGAACAUCAAGAACUUUGUGCGUUGUGUGCGGUGUCCUCAGUCAUUUCAUCAGAACCACAUUCCUGCUGGGUGUAUGAGGAUAUCUAGGACUCACAUUCUUUGCUUUAGGCAUUGUCAAGGAUUCGGCAACAAAUCCAACGCAAAUACAGCUAGUGAUCAGAAGAAACGAAAAAGAAAAUCAGGAUCAGCUCCAAGCGUUUCAAUGAAGAAAAGGCAGCGCAGACCAUUGGUACACCUGAAUGUGCCAUUUUGUUUCCAGUGUACAUUUGGUGGUGAUCUUAUCUGUUGCGAAGGAUGUCCUGCUAGUUUCCACAAUGAGUGUGUCCCUGAGGAAAAUCAAAUCAAAGAAGGUGAACUAUCGUGGUUGUGUCCGGACUGUAUUGUGGGGAAGAAACCAUUCAUUGGUGACAUAGUUUGGGUCAAGUUCGGAGCUUACAGAUGGUGGCCGUGCCAGAUUCUGGAUGAGUUGGAUCUGCCUGACAACAUAUUCUCCAAACCUCACAAGCCCUGUCAGUUUCCGGCUAUAUGUUUAGGAACCAAAGAGUUUGCUUGGUUAGACAUGAGCAGAGUGUACUCCUACGAAGACGGUGACAAGGGUUCCGCCUCUUCUGCUGGCGUGUCUCCUAGUUUUAGAUUGGCUAUUAUCGAAGCGAAAGAUCUUCACAGUAAAGUGAAACCUUUGAAGGAAGCUCUUCUUCAAGUAACUUCGUCUAUAGACAAACCUUCAACCAAAAAGCCAGCUCCAUUCAAGUUUAUCAAGGUCAACGCUCCUUACAACGCCGGAAUGAAGAAUUACGAGAAGCAGUUACAGCUGGAGAGAAUGCCAUUUGCUUGUGAUUGUGCUCUCAAUGACAAGUGUUCAGCUGACAGCUCCUGUAUUAACAGAGUCCUUCUUACUGAGUGUCCUACAAGCUGUAAAUGGGGCGAACAAUGCGAGAACCAGCGCUUCCAGAGAAGACAGUACCCAGCAACGAAACUAGUAAAAGCAGGGGGACGAGGUUGGGGUCUGGUGGUUGAGGAGGAUGUCACUCCUGGAACUUUAGUUCACGAGUAUGUUGGGGAGAUUAUAGAUGAGCAGGAGGUUGAGAAUAGGUUACAGAACUAUCAAGCCAGUGGGAUCACCGAUUAUUACAUGUUGACUGUAGAGAACUCCAGGAUAAUUGAUGCUAAACCCAAAGCAAACAAUGCUCGGUUCAUGAACCACAGCUGUGACCCGAACUGUGAAACUCAGAAAUGGAACGUUCUCGGUCUUACUUGCAUCGGACUGUUUGCGAAGCGAGAUAUCAAGUCUGGAGAAGAACUGACGUUUGACUACCAGUUCGACACGCGGGGUCAGGAGAAGAAGGCUUGUUUGUGUGGCUCUUCUAACUGCUCUGGAUUUCUGGGUGUGCCUGCAAAGAAGAUGGUCGAGAUAUCCACCAAGGAACCCAAGAAGAAGACAAAGAAGAGACGAAAAAAAAAAGUCGUCAAAGAAGUUAAGCCCGACAGCCCUAGCACAUCAACAUCACAAGAGUCGCCGAGUGAAGAAAAGCUGAGUGCUGAAGCUGCCAUAACUGCUUUAAACAUCGCUAAACAACCUAAAAAAGGGGGACCAAGAACCAAGAAAGUUGUCAGUCUACCAGUAACUCGGAAACCGGCUCACAAAGGAGUCAAGGCAACAACCAAGAGCGUUCUGAAAAAUACGAUCCUGUCAAAACGAAAAAGUAAAGCUGAAGAAAACGACAUCGAGGAUGAUUUGCAGAAGAUACAGGCCAUUGUGAGCAGUGUAGAGGGUGGGGAGGCUGGGAGCAGUCAGCAAGGAACUUCAGAAAAGUAAGCCCAUGGGUUUAACCGACCCUGGACAAUGAACAUUUUUUCAGUUGACAGAUAAAUUUCCUGAGCCACGGACAUUGGACAUCCGUCAAUAUGUUUUAUUAAUCAAUGGAAUAAGAUAUGCCAGAUUUAUAAAAGUUACUUAAUGCGAUUUCAUUUAUGAUAAUUCACGAUUCAAGCUCAUUAGUAUGAAACAAUUAGUUUAAUGUAGUUUAAUGUUAGGAUGAUAUUUGGUAUUUGAUUUUAGUGACUAGAGCUAAAUAUCUAUGUUAAAAUGCUCCAUUUAGAAUACAGUAAUUGUACAUUUUACCGUUUUAUUUCUCGGUUGGUGGUAUACUAGCAUGCCAAUGCAAUAAACUGACCAGAAAAUAUUUCAUCAACUCAGUGAUUGAUGCAAUUUGCAUGGGUCUUAACAUAAGUGUUGGAUACAUUAUUCAUAUGUUUUGUAAUGGAUUUGGAUUUUUAAUGGAAGCCGACCUGUGAUGUGCAGUGGUAAACUUAUAACGGUGGUAUGGACAGGGUAUUGCAGUGUAAUUUGAGCUGGGAUUUGAUAAUCUUUCAACUUUUAUGUUUGUAGUUUAGUUACGAUAUCAAUACAAUGAGCAAGUGUAAAAACUUAACCUUAUAAAUUGACAAUUGUAGUAAAAGUCUUUUGAGAUCAAUCUGAGCCGUGAUAAUUUGAAUCCUACGUUUCAUUUUUAAGGUAAAUUAUUAUUUUUAAUAUUGUAGUGUCGCCAAUAUAAUAGGUUUGAUCAUUUACCUUCUACAAUUCAAAUUAUUAAAACGCAGUAUUCGUUCUUAAAAUUAAACAUACGACGGCCAAUUAAAUUAGUAUUUUGCUUUAUACACCUAAUCAGUGCAUAAUGAACCUCUAGUUUCUGCCUGAUGGUGUCUCCAGCAUGCAGCAUAUUAUGCAAGAAGUAUCUGUCCCGUAGUGUACUGACACAAUUCGAGCCAAAAAGAGGAAUCGUCGCAAAAAAAACACAGUUUCCUAGUUUCGCACAGUUCUAUCGUUGAUAUAUCUACCAUCAUCCAGUCUCUGUCAUGUCCCAAUAUUAUCGAUGUCAUUCUGACGUUGACAAUUCGUUUACCGGUUUUGUGCCUCCUACAAACUUACAAGAACAUCAUAGCAAGGGUGGGGCACUGAAGCCAGUAUUUCAAGGUUACCCUAAACAUGAAACUAACCCAAUCCAUCAUUGGAAUCAACACGCAAAUCCUAUUCCAUCUAGGCUCCAUCCUGCAAAUGUGAAUCAAACACCUCCAAUCCAUGUUGAUAACAGUCUUUCACGAUCACUUAGACAAACACCGGUACGUGUGAGAAAUAGACUGGCCCCAGACAGCACUUUCCUUGUGAGCACUCCAGUUUAUCAAAAAGAGCCCGUCAGCGCGGACCGACUCAUCCAUCAGAACAACCACUCAAAACUUAGGUCUAGUAAUACAGGACAAGGACAGUCUUUAAACACAUCCCCUGCAACUGACACUGAUAAUUUAAAAUUAAGAUGGGGGUCAGUGAGCUCAUCACAAUCAAAUGAAUUCGGUGAAGAGACCUCCGAGAACUUCAGCUCUCAUCUUCAGGGGUUCAUCAUUGGACCAACUCAGGUGGUACAGAUAGAACUACUUCUGAAUCGCUUAACUCAAGGAGAGGGGGGCAACGUAUCCUUAAUCAACAUGCCAGGUAGCAAUGGAUAUCAACUUUGAAUUUUAGGCUAUAGGUUUAAAAUUUAUAAACUAUCGUUGAUAACUAAUCAAUCGUAAUAGAGCUGGAUAACCUGAGCUUGUUUGUGCACAGUCAACGCUCUUUGAUUUCAAGCAACUGUUCCCCAUUUUAAUCACUGAAUUAAAAAACCAAAUUAAUGAUUUCCCCAUUCAGUGACCAGUUGUUUUGUGGAGAAGAGAUAAAUGAAAUCUUCAUGAUCCCAGACAGGCCACCUUUUGAAGUUCCAAGAGUCGAGCAUCCCAAGGUUCUGUAUAUUUCCUUAUUUGGUUGUACCACUAAACCAAUGAACUUUAUCUAGCUCCGGUCAAUUCAUUGAAAACUUACCUUGGAUAAAAUAAAAUGGAUCACUUGAGACCAUAUUUAGAGGAUUUUAUGCUUCUAGGGACACGUUGCUCGUAACAGAACCAUGUAUUUCAAGCAAAUUGCAUAAUAUUCCCGAAUAGGUAAAAUGCACCAAAUCCAAAUAUGGUCAAAAGUUAAUGAAGACAUCUUCUAUUUUGCCAGUUACGACUCUGUGAGAACUGAUAACCUGUAAAGUUUUACUUCACACAUAUUAUCAUGAUUAUGUAAUGUGUAACAGGUACGUUUCCAGGUACUAAAGAUACAGAUGCUGGAUAAGCUUCGUGAAAGUAAAACUAAAGGUUCACUAUUCUCAAGUUCAGGACUGGAGGACGACAUCCCUAUCAAAAUAAAAUCAGACUUUCAACCUACGAAGUUGGAGUUUGAUCAGACCAACGACCAGGAGGUGGAUGUUGGGAAACUGAAGGACAAUCUUGAUAACAUGUAUUCCAGACUACAGGAACUGGCACAUUAUGUAGACUUUAACUGACAACCGGGCAUCAUCGAGCCCAUAUUUCGUGGAGGAUACGUGAUAUGUUAUGAGAAUGGUAGUUUUGAUUUAAAAGUUUGCCAUUCUGAACCAUAAAAAUGCAGGUCUCCUCAGUUUUCUCAGCACGGAAGGAACCCUGACAAUAGUUACCCGAAUUGUUCAAAAAGACGUGUAUCGCAGGAGGUGAGUAUCUUGUUGGACGGAAAAUGUCUAGUAGUCUCUGUCAAGAUAAAGAAGAGAAAUAAGUAUUUUCUUUUUGAAUGUUUGAAAUAAAAGAUUUAUACUUAAACACGUUACACAGUCGUGACACUACACAUGAUAUAGUCAGAAUAACAACAAUCCAAGAUCACCUUUUUGAAAACUUUACGGAUUUUAGAAAGCAACGAGUUUUCAUCUUGAUCUGUUGUUAGCCCGCCAAAACCUUUACAAUUAUUUAGUGAAGAAAUUAAAAAAUACAAAAUUAUAAUAUAGCAUUCCAAAGAUUGUUAAAUCCAUAUCAAUUAAAUUAGUCUCUACGAAAAUUCACACGAAACGAAACUC
Molecule: messenger RNA, 8632 nt
Organism: Bolinopsis microptera
Lineage: Eukaryota; Metazoa; Ctenophora; Tentaculata; Lobata; Bolinopsidae
Exons: 13
Coding region: 16-5550 (1844 amino acids)
Cellular component (GO): nucleus
Molecular function (GO): protein binding; histone methyltransferase activity
Source: RefSeq, a predicted model, not a curated record